Chlamydomonas reinhardtii is the source of this 1751-nucleotide messenger RNA. RefSeq lists its product as uncharacterized. The coding region runs from base 171 to 1097 and encodes 308 amino acids. The transcript is spliced from 9 exons. NCBI's taxonomy places the organism in Eukaryota, Viridiplantae, Chlorophyta, Chlorophyceae, Chlamydomonadales, Chlamydomonadaceae. The record is from RefSeq and is a predicted model, not a curated record. Gene Ontology annotation, molecular function: phosphatase activity.
CUUGUUUGCCCCGCCCAUGUACGCUUGGCAGUCGCAUUACCAUCUUGCACAGAUCGUCGGACCAGGACGCUGCAGGCACUUGCAUAUUGUAGGAUUAUCUGACGAUGCUGAGCCUGAAGCAGCUGCCCAGCGCGCGCUGCGCCGCUCGUCCCGUCCGUCCGGUUCGCAGGAUGGUUGCUGCCCAGGCUUCAGCGCGGCCGAUUGCCACCAACGAGCAGAAGCUGGAGCUGCUGAAGAAGGUGGAGUGCUUCAUCUUCGACUGCGAUGGCGUCAUCUGGCUGGGCGACAAGGUCAUUGAGGGUGUGCCGGAGACCCUGGACAUGCUGCGUGGCAUGGGCAAGAAGGUGUUCUUCGUGACCAACAACUCGACCAAGUCGCGCGCCGGUUACAUGUCCAAGUUCCAGUCCCUGGGCCUCAACGUCAAGGCGGAGGAGAUUUACUCGUCCUCCUACGCGGCGGCCGCAUACCUGGAGUCCAUCAACUUCAACAAGAAGGUGUACGUGAUCGGCGAGACCGGCAUCCUGGAGGAGCUGGACCUCAAGGGCAUCCGCCACGUGGGCGGCCCGGGCGACGCCGACAAGAAGGUGACGCUCAAGAGCGGCGAGUUCAUGGAGCAUGACCACGACGUGGGCGCGGUGGUUGUUGGUUUUGACCGCUACGUCAACUACUACAAGAUCCAAUACGCCACCCUGUGCAUCCGCGAGAACCCCGGCUGCAUGUUCAUCGCCACCAACCGCGACGCGGUGACUCACCUCACGGACGCGCAGGAGUGGGCGGGCAACGGCUCCAUGGUGGGCGCCAUCGUUGGCAGCACCAAGCGCGAGCCCAUCGUGGUGGGCAAGCCCUCGGACUUCAUGCUCAAGAACAUCAGCGCCAGCCUGGGGCUGCGGCCCGACCAGAUCGCCAUGGUGGGCGACCGCCUGGACACCGACAUCAUGUUCGGCAAGAACGGAGGGCUGGCCACCGCGCUGGUGCUGUCGGGCGUGACCACGCCCGAGGUGCUCAACAGCCCUGACAACAAGGUCCACCCCGACUUCGUGCUCAACAGCCUGCCCGACCUGUUGUCCGUCAAGGAGAAGGCCAUGGUGGCGGCGUGAGCUGCAUCGAGGCGGCGCAUUUGGGAGGGCGGUGCGUGAGGCGCGGGCAGCUAAGGGAGCCUGGUGAGUUUUGUCAGUAGGAGCGGUCUAGGACUCGAGGUGUGGUACUGCUUGUGUGAGGGUGGUGCUGUGCAAGUGCCGCGGAGAUAGCGUACCGGUUGUUGUGUGGCGGGGCCACGCCGCCACGGGUGUGUGCGGAGCCCAGGCAACCGCAGAGAGUUCCCAGGGUUGAGCCUUGGGUUGAGCUAGGGACUGGAAAGCUGCAACACGCAGGGUAGCCGUGAUGGACUGCCGCCGGAUCUUAUUUAUUCGCAGCAUGCAGUGAAGAGGUUGCACGGGCGGCUUCGUGCGUAAGGAGAGCGGGGAAGAGGCGCGCGUGGGAGGCGAAACACAGCGAGGCCGGGGUGUAUUUAUGGGGUGUGACAUCUUGCACAGGAAAGGGGCGGCGUAAAGGGAUGUGGUGCUCGCGUGAGCUCGAAGCUGCUCUUCGGAUGCAGAGUGUGUAUCGGGUGUCGGGUGUGCCUUGCCAGUGAAUACAUUAUGAAUCGGACGAAGGGCACGGGAUGGCCCUACAAGGAAGGUGGUUUAAGCGUGCAAAGGCCAUGGUAACUAGCUCAGUAAACGUAGUUGCUCAUCACAGCGCGCCAGUAGACU